Molecule: messenger RNA, 2276 nt
Organism: Gadus chalcogrammus (walleye pollock)
Lineage: Eukaryota; Metazoa; Chordata; Actinopteri; Gadiformes; Gadidae
Product: dual specificity protein phosphatase 8-like
Exons: 4
Coding region: 822-1208 (128 amino acids)
Source: RefSeq, a predicted model, not a curated record
CCUGAUUGGCUGAAAAUGACGUCAACCUGUUUUUUUGUUUCACCCGCUGAACCAUGACCUCAUCCUUAGUUCAUGUAAGUGCUAAAGUGCACCUUCUGAGUUGCCGCGAUUUGCUAAUACCUAAAUGCUAAUCCACCCCGCCCCCUGUCAUCUGAACUGUCGUUUUUUUCUUUCUGCUGAGCAAUAUCUUUGAAUGAUUGUUUUUAUUCUAAAGCUGUCACUUCUCGAGCGGCGACGGUGACAGCUGUACGGCAGGCUACCCUUGCCCUCGACCCCCAUGAUAAGUAAACAAUGACCCCCCUUUAGCACUUGAAUGCAGCAAAAUGUCGCCCGGCUACCAACGCAAGGCUGUAUGAAAGCCCGUGGACGAAGAGGUAAGUGUAUGCAUAAUGAAGGUGCUGAUUCUAACAGUUUGCCUGAAACCAAGUGCAUUGCAUGAAUUUUCUCAUGAACGCAGCUAACGUCGGCUAGCCGCGCUGGCUCUCUGAGCGCCCCGGUCGCGCGCGGCGCGCUUGCGUCCCCCUGCCGCUAGUCUGCCCAUGCGCGUUCUGUCAUGCACCCGCUUUAUACAGGGGAAUAAACGUCAAACAAGGAAUUACCGAUGUUUUCAUAACAGCUUUUCCAAUUGGUUUAUGUGAACCUCGUUUCAAGGCAUCAUGGACCUCCUGAAGAAAUCGGCUCCGAUGGCCGCCUUCGUCCGCUGACCCCCCCCCCCUCCUCCUCCUCCUCCUCCGCCAUCGACCCCUCCACCCCCGCCCGCCGCCGUCCCUCCCCCCUUCUGCACCUCACGUGCGCAGACACAACCCCCGCCCCGAGGCUCGAUGGCCGGGGAGAAAGGGCCGGGUAAGCAGCGCGGCGGCGCCAUGGACAUCAAGCGGCUGGCGGGGCUGAUCCAGCGCGGCUCGGCCCGCCUGCUGGUCAUCGACAGCAGGACCUUCUCCGAGUACAACGCCUCGCACGUGCAGGGCGCGCUGAACGUCUGCUGCUCCAAGCUGGUGAAGAGGCGGCUGCAGCAGGACAAGGUGUCCGUCACCGAGCUGCUCCAGCCCAACGGGAAGGGGAAGGUGGAGCUUGGAAGGAAACAGGAAGUGGUGGUGUACGACCAGAGUUCCAAAGAGGCGGGUCAUCUGUCCAAAGAUGGCUUCUUGCACAUUCUCAUGGGCAAGCUAGAGGGCAGCUUCUAUCGCGUCUCGCUGCUGACAGGGUGAAGUAUAUUGAUUCUAGGUCGCAUAGAUUACGAUUGCAGCUCAAGAUGGUCCUGGAAAAUAAAAAGGUUGAGACCCUUGUUCUGUGUGAAGAACUGACUAGAAUAUACCUGGUAUUUUUGUUUCAUUAAUUUAUUAAAGCAAAACAAAAGUUAUUCAAUUAUGUUAGUUUCUCCUCUUCCAAUGAAGGGUUAUCUGCCUGACUGGGUGACAUCCCUGGCCUUAUUGCAUAGUAUAAAAACAACAUCGGUUGUUUAGAAGUCAUCAAGAAAUCGAUGCAAAAUCACUUUGUCCUUUUAUUCUUUGAGUGUUUUUUUUAAUGUACUUACUGAAGUAAUAUAUUAUCACUGCAAAACUGAUUCAUACAGCAUUGUGGUGUAUGAAGAUACUACUAUUAACAACAGGAUAAUGCCGGUCCGGUGUAUAGCAUCUAUCUGAAGAGCCUGCCCUUGGAGCGCUCCAGAGCAUUCGGUGUGUAAGGCUGCAGGCAUCCCUGGCAUCCAGGCCCUGCCCUCGCCUGCGUUUGUAUGAUUGAACAGAAAUAGUUUUGUUUAAAGUGUUACCUAGGUGUUGUCAACACGGCAGGUCAACAGAAGUUGAUCCUGCACAGCAUCUCUGACACGGGCCCCGAAGCAUGCUUCUGCUGAAUUAUGUUUAAUUUUACCCCGAACUUCAGGGUUAAAUCCAAACCGACCUCAGUAGUGCAUUCAUCAAACAUUGGCUCUGCACUUCAGGAAAUGAAACCAAAACCUUAUAUUCACUUUUCAAUAUGUGUAAUAUCCAUUCCAGUGCCUAUUUUCACAGAAGCAUGACGACUAGAACUACCUAGUUGAUAUUGACACUGUGGCCUAGUCCGAUUUGUCUGAACUACGGUCUCCCACUCAAUAACAAGGCACCCCUCGACGCAAUGUUCCCCGCAAACAGAACUGAAAUAAAGUACAAAACGGGCCAUCCCGACGUCACGGAGCCAGCCCCUUCACUCACUCUGUUGGUAGUGAGGGUUAUGCCCGCAUAGUCUGUGGCCAUCUGGAGGGAGAACCCGGUACUACAGCUCAUGUAGACUCAGGACAC